Acanthopagrus latus (yellowfin seabream) is the source of this 3254-nucleotide messenger RNA. It is a transcript of the gene mcph1, whose product is annotated as microcephalin 1. The transcript has 15 exons. The coding region runs from base 243 to 2732 and encodes 829 amino acids. Gene Ontology annotation, biological process: mitotic cell cycle. The record is from RefSeq and is a predicted model, not a curated record. NCBI's taxonomy places the organism in Eukaryota, Metazoa, Chordata, Actinopteri, Spariformes, Sparidae.
UCAGCCAAUGAUGGGCGAUGAUGUCCCAGAAUGCAUUGCAUCACAAAAUGCACGCGCGAACAUAUGAACACUGUAGUUAAGUAUUGUUGAAACUGCGCAAUUUAGACCUCACAUCUGCAUAAACAAUUGGUAGCAUAUUGUGAGAUGAAUUCCUGUGGAUUAUGAACGCUGUCCUUCCAUGCCAUGUGAGAAAGCAUCUUCAUUGGAUUUGUAGGUGAAUCUUGAAGCUUAAGAGGCCAGUGAUGACCACAACUAACAGUUCAGUCCUGAAAGAUGUUGUUGCCUAUGUUGAUGUGUGGUCAUCAGACAAAACAGCAAACUAUUCAAAACCAUUUGUCCAGCAGCUGCAGGAAAUGGGAGCUCAGGUAUCAAAAACAUUCAAUAAACAAGUCACACAUGUUGUCUUCAGCAAUGGUCAUCCGGCUACAUGGAGGAAAGCCAAGAAAAGUGAUGUGAAGAUUGUCUCUGUUCUCUGGUUAGGCAGAUGUUAUGAUGAAGGUGUGCGUGUCGAUGAAGAUUUGUAUCCAGCCGUAGAUGAAACCAACCCAGUAAUGAAGAACAAAAAACAUCGUUGCAUGCAGCCAAAAGAUUCUCCAGAGAGGACACCCGAAAAUGACAGACGCAUGAGGAAAAAAUUAGACAAGAUGAUGAAAGACUUAGUGCCAAAGCAACCUCUAAUUACAGAUGUGUCACCCAUCAUUAUUGAUGAGGAGAGUGGAAUAGUCUAUAGUCCUGGGUUGAAAAGAUCAGAUUACAUGAGACAGCGUUUGAAAGACAUGAAACAGAAACGGGAAAACCUUUCACCCACAGCUUCACAAAUGGUUGAAUCCUGUUCCUCCACUGGGCUGAAACCUUCCCUUGGGAGCACACCAACUGUCUUGAAAUUAAUGUAUGACGAGUCAGAUGAUGAUUCCAGUGCUUCUGCUGCUGAACCAGCAUACUCUCCCGAUAAGGAAGAAGGGAGAAUACACUGUGUUGUUACUGACCAUGGCCAUCUUGAACAACGCCACAAGAAUGCCACUGUGAAGCCUUGGCUGUCACCCUGCCGUGAUGUGCCAGAACAGAUUAAAAGUCCUCUGAUUUGUCCGGACUUCACUGACAAAGAAGAUGAAAAAGGGAAUAGACAAAAAAUGUCGAGAAGGACUUCAGUGAGAAAAAAGUCAGACAAACAAAAAUCUGUAGAUUUAUUAGAAAUUCCUCACCAUGAUAGGAGAUCUGACAGCAGUAAGAACUUAAAGAAGGAAAAAGGGCUUUCACAGAUAAAAUCAUCAAGCUCAUCGCCUAACAAAUCUGAAAAGGGAACUGGAAGAAUGAAAGCUGCUAAAUCCUUUACAGAGACUAAGACUAAUUUUGUCUCUGACACUGAAAACUCUUCUAGCUGCCGCUCGUCACAGGCAAAGUUGACUGUUGCUGCAGUUGAACUGUCAAAAGUAGCUGCUCCAUCACAGAAAAUGGAACGGAAAACACCCAAACAAGCCAGACUGUCACUUUCUUCCUUGGUACGAUCUUUCACUCUAUCGGGUGACUCUAAAACUGUUGCUUCAGAUUCCACUGGAGAUGACAGUGUGUUUGAGGACUAUUUCUCCCCAGCUAACUGUCAUCGAAAAUCACAGAGAGCUCUUUCACCAAAUCUUCCUGUGCAGAGAGACAUUCAGGUUCCUUUUGAGCUGGGCUCUGUCCAAAAGGAGAGAAAACACAGAAGAAGUGAAAGCAUUGGGUCUGAAACUAACAGUAAAAAGAAGAGGAAACUGGAGGAAACUCAGAUGGGCAAAAAUCCUGAUCAGCAGUCAGAUGCAGGUGGUAAACCUCGAAGUCAUCCACAACAGGAUGUUAAAGAAUCUCUUAAUAUCUCAAGUGCCACUGCAACACUUGUGGCUAAAAGGCGAAGACAAAGCAUCUUGCCCUUUACAAGUACAGGUACAACAAGUGAUAAAGUAAAAAAGAGGAGAGUGUCUACAUCAGUUCAAUCAACAAUGUUAAUGGAUAACACGGUACUGGAGCUACAGAAAAAGUCUGAUGUCAGUGCCCGCUCUCAUACCUUGGAAAGUAGAGGAAAUGAAUGUACGGUGGCAGCUGGUUUCACAGAGAUCCCCUCUGACGGUAGAGAAAAUCCCAACAAGCAAGUCAGCUUCUCUCUUCAGAAAAUGGUCAACAAAACAAAGGCUAUGCGGACACUGGUCAUGACAAGCAUGCCCACUGAGAAGCAGCAUAUAGUGGACGAGGUGGUGAAAUCACUGGGUGGUUUUUUAAUUGCUGACCGAGUUUGUGAAAGCACAACUCAUGUGGUGUCUGGUGGUCACCGACGGACUCUCAAUAUUCUGUUGGGCAUAGCUCGAGGCUGCUGGAUUCUCUCUUUUGAAUGGAUUCUCUGGUGUUUAGAGCAAAGACAGUGGAUUCCAGAGGAACCAUAUGAACUUUCAGACCAAUUUCCUGCAGCGCAAAUCUGUCGUCUCCAGAGGCACCUGUCUGCCGGAGAGCACCAGCAGGACCUGUUCCAAAGCCAGCCCGCCAUGUUUGUGUCCCAGCACUCUCAGCCACCCACUCAGAGUCUGGUGGAACUGAUCCAGCUCUGUGGAGGAACUGUCUGCAAAAGCGUGCGUCAGGCGGGUAUCUGCAUUGGGAAGUACAGCGGCAGGAGACCAGAGGGAAGCAGGAUCCUGUCUGAGCAGUGGGUGCUGGAUAGUAUCAUGCAUUUGAAGCAGCUGUCAUACGACAACUAUGACUUGGAGUGAAAGCUGUUGGAUAUAAAUUGUGUAUGGCUGUGAAGUUUAGUUUUGAUAAUUUUAUGCUGGACAGUGCCUGUUCUCAUACCAGCAGAUUCUGACUUACACUGUUCCUCUUCGGAAGUUUUAUUAUCGUGCUUUACAAAUGUGUUCAGAGGUUUUUUAUAAAUCUUCUUGAAUAUCUCCUUUUUAAGACAUUUAGUCCCAGUUUACCAUGGAAACCAUUCAACAAUGGUCAAAGUUACUGUGAAACAUGGAAAUCUGGUUUGACAGAGUGUAUGUGCGAUCCUUUAUCAUUAUAUGCAUUGUUUUGGUUUAAUAUUGUAAUAAGCACCACUGCAUAACAAUGUGUUGUCAUUAUCUCACGAUAAGACAUGAGUUUGGGCUAGAUAGUUUUACUUUUAUAUCUCUUUUAUAAGAUUUUUAAAAAUACUUGCUGAGCCAGUUCAACACUCUAAUGGAGAUAAAAGACUGUAUCCUUUAUACAAAUGUUUUGUUAUGUCACCGUUAAUAAACGCUUUUUAAAAAAAA